AUGGAGCUUCAAGAGCUGCAACGCCCCAAGGUGGGUUGGCUUCGCAGGCUUCGGAACCGACACGAGGAAGGUCUCGAUGACAUCGCCACUCAACCUUCGGUAUUCGACGACCCUGUGGCGUUAGAAGUAUAUCGCCCACCUCCGGAAUACGAGAACGCUCAUAGGUUCGAUCCGAAGGCGACAUGGACAUGGAGGGAGGAAAAGCGUCUAAUUCGGAAAAUUGAUAUACGCAUAAUGCUCUGGUCCUGUGUCAUGGUCUUUUGCCUUUCUUUAGACCGCAGCAACAUCAAUCAGGCCAACACGGACAACUUCCUACCUGAUCUUGGCCUAACAACCAAUGACUUUAACCUUGGUAACUCCGUGUUCCGGUUUGCCUUUGUUGCGGCGGAGCUGCCUUCCCAAAUUGUUUCUAAGAGGAUUGGCCCUGAUGUUUGGAUACCGAUGCAAAUCACCCUUUGGAGCAUUGUUUCGUUAUCACAGUAUUGGCUGACGCCGGGAAGGGCUGCGUUCCUUGUGACGAGAGUUUUGAUAGGGUUUUUGGAAGGUGGCUUCAUCCCCGACACUGUGCUUUAUCUUUCGUACUUCUAUACAAAAACAGAAUUGCCCAUCCGUAUUGGCUGGUUUUUCGUCUCGUCACAAUACUUGUCCGCUCUCAUAGGUGCUUUCCUCGCAACCGGAUUUCUGGCUAUCCAAAACGUCACUGGCACCGCGGGGUGGAGAUAUCUCUUCCUCCUUGAGGGCAUCCUCACUGGGCUUGUCGGCAUCACGUCCUUCUUCAUGUUACCACCCGGGCCUACGCAAACGAAGGCUUGGUUUCGGCCAAAAGGAUGGUUCACUGAAAGGCAACCCAGGGAGGAAGUGAUUAUGGUGAACAGGAUCUUACGGGAUGACCCUUAUAAAUCCACGAUGCACAAUCGCGAGGGCUUGACUCUUCGCAUGAUAUUGGGUGCUAUAUUUGACUGGAGGAUGUGGCCUCUGUAUUGGCUUGGCUUCGCUCACAACAUCAAUGUCGGCCCUCCCCAGACAUACCUCACCUUGACACUACGGCAGCUUGGCUUCAACACGACCCAAUCUAAUCUACUCACUAUACCCUCAAUUGUUAUUGGGUUGAUUGGACUCAUCGUCACCUCUUACCUUGCGGAGUGGACGAAUUCGCGGACCUUCGGUUGUGUGCUUUUGCAGAUAUGGGCGUUACCACUCUUGAUUGCUCUCUAUACGUUUAAUGAACAAACGGCGCAUUGGACCUACUACAUUGUGGUCACUCUCAUCACUGGCUUCCCGUAUGUGCACCCCAUUCAGGUCGCAUGGACGUCAAGAAACUCGGGAGACGUCCAAGGGAGGGCUGUGACCGCGAGUCUGUACAACAUAUGCGUGCAAUUUGGAGCAAUUGCAUACUCAAAUGUCUAUCAAGCAAGCGAUGCUCCGUUGUAUAAAAAGGGCAACCUUGCGUUGAUUUUUGUGACCGUUGCCAACAUUUUGGCGUAUGGUCUUACUUGGCUAUUCUACCGAGAGACCAACCGUCGUAGAGAAGCAAAGUGGGAGAGCAUGUCUGAGAAGGAACAACAAACAUAUGUUGAAACAACAACGGAUCGAGGCAACCAACGACUUGAUUUCAGGUUCGCGUACUAGGUAGCAUCGUAACCUGAAUGUACAAUAAAUAAAAGAU
Messenger RNA from Coniophora puteana RWD-64-598 SS2, 1666 nucleotides. RefSeq names its product MFS general substrate transporter. Lineage: Eukaryota; Fungi; Basidiomycota; Agaricomycetes; Boletales; Coniophoraceae. Bases 1 to 1629 code for a protein of 542 amino acids. The transcript has 12 exons. Gene Ontology annotation, cellular component: membrane. The record is from RefSeq and is a predicted model, not a curated record. Gene Ontology annotation, biological process: transmembrane transport. Gene Ontology annotation, molecular function: transmembrane transporter activity.